Messenger RNA from Glycine soja, 3886 nucleotides. RefSeq names its product pentatricopeptide repeat-containing protein At3g29230-like. Gene Ontology annotation, biological process: RNA modification. The record is from RefSeq and is a predicted model, not a curated record. Bases 67 to 1881 code for a protein of 604 amino acids. The transcript is spliced from 3 exons. Gene Ontology annotation, molecular function: protein binding; RNA binding. NCBI's taxonomy places the organism in Eukaryota, Viridiplantae, Streptophyta, Magnoliopsida, Fabales, Fabaceae.
AAAUUGUAACGUAAGGAUAGCGUCGUAGUCGUUGGUGCCCAUUUGCUAUGCACUGUGUGAGUGGCGAUGCAAAUGCAAGUUCCGGUGGGAGGGCGAGUCCCCACAUGGUUCUCUCGGCGAAGACUCCUCGAAGAGAAGCUCUGCGACCUCCACAAGUGCACCAAUUUGGACUCUGUGAACCAAAUCCACGCCCAAGUCCUCAAAGCCAAUCUCCACCAAGACCUCUUCGUCGCUCCCAAACUCAUCGCCGCCUUCUCCCUCUGCCGCCACCUCGCCUCCGCUGUCAACGUCUUCAACCACGUCCCCCACCCCAACGUCCACCUCUACAACUCCAUCAUCAGAGCCCACGCCCACAACAGUUCCCACCGUUCUCUCCCCUUCAACGCUUUCUUCCAAAUGCAGAAAAACGGACUCUUUCCUGAUAAUUUCACGUACCCUUUUCUCCUUAAGGCUUGUUCUGGCCCCUCCUCGCUUCCUUUGGUCCGAAUGAUCCAUGCCCAUGUUGAAAAAAUUGGUUUUUAUGGGGAUAUCUUUGUGCCCAAUUCGCUUAUUGACUCCUACUCCAGGUGCGGGAAUGCCGGGCUUGAUGGGGCCAUGAGCUUGUUUUUGGCCAUGGAGGAGAGGGAUGUGGUCACUUGGAACUCCAUGAUUGGUGGGUUGGUCAGAUGUGGUGAGUUGCAGGGUGCGUGUAAGCUGUUUGAUGAAAUGCCUGACAGGGAUAUGGUUAGUUGGAACACCAUGUUGGAUGGGUACGCCAAGGCGGGGGAGAUGGACACGGCGUUUGAGCUGUUUGAGAGAAUGCCUUGGAGGAAUAUCGUCUCGUGGUCGACGAUGGUUUGCGGGUAUAGUAAGGGUGGUGACAUGGAUAUGGCGAGGAUGUUGUUUGACAGGUGUCCGGUGAAGAAUGUGGUGCUUUGGACAACAAUAAUAGCGGGAUAUGCUGAAAAGGGGCUUGCGAGGGAGGCAACGGAGUUGUAUGGGAAAAUGGAGGAGGCUGGGAUGAGGCCCGAUGAUGGGUUUUUGCUUAGCAUUCUGGCGGCGUGUGCUGAGUCUGGAAUGCUCGGAUUGGGGAAGAGAAUUCAUGCGUCUAUGAGGAGGUGGAGGUUUAGAUGUGGCGCUAAGGUGUUGAAUGCGUUUAUUGAUAUGUAUGCCAAGUGUGGUUGUUUGGAUGCUGCCUUUGAUGUCUUUAGUGGAAUGAUGGCAAAGAAAGAUGUGGUGUCUUGGAAUUCCAUGAUCCAGGGGUUUGCCAUGCAUGGACAUGGCGAGAAAGCACUUGAGCUCUUUUCUUGGAUGGUACAGGAAGGUUUUGAGCCAGAUACGUAUACAUUUGUUGGCCUUUUGUGUGCUUGCACUCAUGCUGGCCUUGUUAAUGAAGGGCGUAAAUACUUUUAUUCAAUGGAGAAAGUAUAUGGGAUUGUUCCUCAAGUUGAGCAUUAUGGUUGUAUGAUGGACCUUCUUGGACGCGGGGGACACCUAAAAGAAGCUUUCAUGCUUCUGCGCAGCAUGCCUAUGGAACCAAAUGCCAUUAUAUUGGGUACUCUUCUGAAUGCUUGUCGGAUGCAUAAUGAUGUAGAUCUUGCAAGAGCUGUGUGUGAACAGCUGUUUAAGUUGGAGCCAUCGGACCCUGGGAAUUACUCCCUUCUGUCAAAUAUUUAUGCUCAAGCAGGAGAUUGGAUGAAUGUUGCCAAUGUGAGGUUACAAAUGAAGAAUACAGGAGGUGAAAAGCCUUCUGGGGCUAGUUCCAUAGAGGUAGAAGAAGAAGUGCAUGAAUUUACUGUAUUUGAUCAGUCGCACCCUAAAUCAGAUGAUAUAUAUCAGAUGAUUGACAGAUUAGUACAGGACCUCAGGCAGGUUGGAUAUGUUCCAAUGAUACAUCAGUAGAGAUGAAUGAAAAUCAAAUUGGUUGCAUUAUUAUGUAAGCACAGCUGAAAUGAUGCUUCAAGGAAUGAAUAUGAUUUUUUUAGUUGAGCACAGUGCAUUGCUGGUUUACUAAAAACAAGUAAACAAAUCAUUGUAUUCAUCACUACCACUGGUUUAGCAACAAAGUUGUAUGCAUGGCUCAUGGCUGAACCUAUGCUUCUGGUGCAAGCAUCACAGUACGGAUCCCAAAAGCUCUGCUUGCAGCAUGGCGUGAUAUCUCUUGCAUGAUUUUGCCUAACACAGUAAUUGCUUGGUUGUUACAGAAUGAAUCUCUUUGUUGGUUUGGUGAUCCCAACUUUGUCAGAAUUUACAUGUCAUCAGUUGGUUGUUCGAUUUUGUGUUAGGAAGUUUUUUUACGGUUUUACCUUUUAAAUAUGUUGGGGAGAUUGAAAGAAAGACUAUAAUAUUGAUGAGCAGGCAAAGAACAAGGUUGUAUGCAUGGCUGAACCUAUGCAUCUGUUGCAAGCAUCAUCUGCAUUCCUACUAACGCUGGCAGGAGCUCUGUUGUAAAGUCAAAGAAAGGGAAAAUUGUGUAGAGAAAAUGCUCUAGUUCUUCCUGUCUACCACUUAUUGUAAAAAGAAGCUACACUUAACAUAUGUAUACUGGGUGACAAUUCGACUCUUGACUCUACCAAUAUUUCUGUGUACUGGUUUUUGGCAUGAUCUCGUGAUGACUAAUUAUGCCAAAGUGAAUUGUGCAAGCCUUCAUUUUGGAUAAUGGAAUGUAAAUGGAUACCAUGUUCGUUUUUGUUGAUGUUGAUAAUACUUUUCUUCCCUUCGUCUUCUCUCUCUAGACCAAGAUUCUGUUACAGCAUGUCCGUCCUACUCCUAACAAAUUACUUUAUAGAUGAUCUUUGGAUCCGUCAAUGACAUUGCACAUUUGACAAAAAAGAAAUGAAGGUGAAAUUAUAUUUUGGCAUGCCAAAUAGAUGCUGUAUAACGACUGGCAUCGUUGCUCAUUAAUUUUUAUAAUGGCAUUUCAUGUAUUUUGGAUAUGAGAUUCGUCUUGUUCUAUUAAUUUAUUCCAGUUUGAGUUGUUUUGCUUAAGCCAAUCCUUCUAUUAAGUAAGCCCCAUGAGUCAUGACCCAACAAAGGGCCACACAAAUAAAAUGGAAGGUGCAAGAUACAAGUUGGGAGGUUCAAGAUCUUUUAUCAGGUAAUUGACUUGUUUUGAAUGAUAAGACAAUUAGCAAAUCCCUACCCUUGCAGAGCAUAAGAGAUUCUCAUUGGAGGAUUUUAGUGGUAAUCAAAUACAUGUUUAUUGUUCUUGGGCUAACGCAGAAUAGCCAUGUGUACAAAGAAAACUUUAUUUGGAGAAGUAAAAUUCAUUUUAAUGAUCUUUAUGCUUUAAUAGAUUAGUCUCAUGACUUGAAAUCAUGGACAAUUGGAGAUACUUUGCUUUGAGCAAAAGUAUACUCACAUAAAUUAUGUUAACUUAGAACUUGACGCACAUAUUACCUAACCUUGAUUGAAACCAAUCCAAGUUUGAAUAAAUAAUUUGUUUAAAAUAUCAAGAAUAAAAAAUAAAUUCUUCUUAAAACGUAUCAUCAACACAAACCUUCCUAUUAAUCCAUCGAUAUUGCAAAUUGACCCAUUCGGUCAUUCUUAGAUAAGAGGUCAAUUCCAGAGUAAUCCAACACUAAUAUACCUCUCUAGUUUAAUGCUGCCUAUGUUCUCUCUCUCUUUUUUUUUUAUCUGUGAAUCCCACGUGUCCCCUUCUCUAUAAUGAUGAAUAUCCACAAGUUGAAAACAUUUUCAAAAUUGGAAGUUGGUGCACAAACAAGUGGCAUAGAACCUGACACAUCACACAAAAAGUUUUUGAUCCAUCCAAUACCCCCAAAUAAAGUUCCCGGGAACCCUAAGUGUUGGUCAUCCUAUGUGGCAUUUGUCAAAGUUUAUCCACUGGCCCAUACUUUUGAGACACCCAACUUGGAUUAGAUGCCCUUGUUAAAAAAAAAAAAAAAAA